Tetranychus urticae (two-spotted spider mite) is the source of this 1939-nucleotide messenger RNA. Its product is annotated as sodium-dependent glucose transporter 1A. NCBI's taxonomy places the organism in Eukaryota, Metazoa, Arthropoda, Arachnida, Trombidiformes, Tetranychidae. Gene Ontology annotation, biological process: transmembrane transport. The record is from RefSeq and is a predicted model, not a curated record. Gene Ontology annotation, molecular function: D-glucose transmembrane transporter activity.
AAUGAAUCUCGAUUUAUGGAAGGGUGGUGAUCAAGACAAUUCAUUCCCGUGUUAAUAGUUAUGAGCACUUAGAUGCCAUUUCUGAGCUAAUCAACCUUUUAGAAUUAACCGUUUUUCAUGUGAACACUUGUCAGAAAAUUUGAAGCAAUUUAGAUUAUUUUGAUUAAAUUUUCCAUCUAAAGUAACAAUUUGACUUGAAUUAGACUCUUAAUCUUGACCAAUACUUAUAAAAGAUGAUUUAACACAAUAUUCUCAUAUCAUUAACACAAGUCAAUCCAGUCAAUUCACUAGGAAUACUCAACAUUAGUUAUACUUUUUAACUGUGCGCCAAGUAAAAUGAAGUUGACAGUUUAUAUUCGAACCCACCAGAUUAAAUUAAUUAAAUCAUGGUUUUGUCUAAUGUCUUUUAUGGGUCUUGGUGCCUGCUGUACACUUCUGGGCUCAUCUUUACUCGACUUGCAGAUCAGGAUGAGCGAAACGUUUGCAGUAACAUCUAAUUUAGUUCCAAGUCGAUCCAUUGGAUAUUUAAUUGGUGGAAUAAUUUCUGGAAUAAUUGGUCGAUGGCUUGGAUUCAAUAUGAUUUUGUUCAUCAGCAAUUUUUCCGCUGGACUUUUCAUCGCUCUUGCUCCUUGGUUCACCUCAUUUUAUACUGUUUAUUCAUUAUUCCUGUUGUCUGGAAUAUCACAAGGAAUCUUUGAUAUCACAUGUAAUACUUAUAUACUACAGAUAUGGAAAGGUAAUCCGCAAUUAUCUAAUUACAUUCAAAUAUUGCAUGGAUCCUUUGGUAUUGGCUCCUUAUUGACGCCUUUAAUCACUCAACCUUUCUUAUUACCAUUGAAUGAAACUACAAAUGGUACAAAAGAUGAUGCUGCCAUUUUGGGCAGUUAUAAGCCAGAUGAUGUUAAAGUUCAAUAUCCAUUUUUGUGUGUUGGUUUUUUUCUGAUAAUUGCUUCAGUUGGAUUUUUAUCGUUUCAUUUCAACGAGAGAUCAAAGAAAGGUUCCAAUAGUGAUUCAGAUGAAAAUACAAGUAAUUCCAAUGACCCACCAAAUUGGAAGAAAUAUUGUGGUAUUGCUAUGCUAUCAAUCAUUGCUAACUUGACAUUUGGCAUCCAAACAUUGAUUGGCUCAUUAGGUCCAUCCUUUGCUGUUAAAUCAGAGCUUCACAUGAGCAAGCAAACUGGUGCAACUUUGGUAACCAUUUUCUGGUCCGUUUUCACAUGUUAUAGAAUCAUAUUCAUCAUUUCAUCCAAUUUUAUUCAUGAAAAUCACUUAAUGUGGAUCAGUUAUGCAUCCCUUCUGGCUAGUGUAGUCGUGAGUGUCCCUCAUGCAGCAUGGAAUCAAUUGUGUAUCUGGAUUACAAUGGUUCUUCUCGGAAUCGGAUUCUCGCCCUUAUUUACAGUCUCACUGAGUCGACUUCAAAAAUAUUUCCUCCUUUCCAAUAGUUUAGCGUCCUUCAUUUUUAUCAAUGGUUCAGUCGGUGAAUCGAUUCACCCAUGGAUUGCCUCUAAAUUAAUGGAAUCGGAUCCUGUAUUAUUUGUUUACUAUCUUGGAUUUUUAUCAUCACUAUUUGUAUUCACAUGUUUCAUCGUUCCAAUUAUAUGUGAAAGGAUUUUCAGAACGGAAAAGAAACGAGAUAACACCAGAACAGCUUCUAUUCGCUCUUGGACAAGAUAAAACCUCAUUAAUCAUUUAAUUUAUUACAUCAAGUGUUGGAAAAUUUCAAUCAUUAUUCCAAUAAGUCUACAAAGUUUGUAAAACAAGCUGAUUUGUAAUAAAUUUCAACAAUUUCCAUUGUAUUUGAGCAGUUUCAUGUUUUAAUUGUUGAUUUUUCAUUUUACAUUUGUUUUCAUUUGUAUUAUAAUUCCUCAAACUCUGUUCUUUCAACAUUAUAAAUGUAUUUCGUAUUUACUUUAUGGUUUUUUUAAUAAUAUUAGAUUAU